UUAUCCGAUUCCCGUUUGAAAGCCGAGGAAAUGCCAGAAUUGUAUGCCACGCGAGCUGCAGGGUCAGACAGUGAGAAGGAUGCGGCUGUGGGUACUCAACUGCUAACCCGCCCUGACCUAUGAUGGAGCUUGAUCUCGAGUCCAUCCUCCAUUCUCAUGCGCAGACCAUCGCUGAGGACGAUGAUGAAUAUCACUUUCUACAUCACCGAACCGUCGAUGAAAUCCUCUUCAACCACUCUUCCUCUUCUUCUUCACCUUCGCAUUCUCCUCCUCAUUCUUCUUCCACUUCGUAUUGUCUUCAGGAACAAUCCGACUGCAGCUCAGUCUCUUCCGAAACCCUAAGGUUAACUCAUUCCCCGUUGCUCUCUUCACAACAGAGACCGCCUGGUACAGUCAUUACAACUAGAUUAAAAUCCGACGAUAUUUCUUAUUUGCCUCCGUUUCUCACGGGUGCCAAGCCUGGGGCUGCUCUGGCUGCAGCUGCUGCUGCGUCGCGCUCCAUUCCCACCCCACACGCUGUCGCAAUUAGGAGAGCAGUUUCCAGCUCUGCAACCGCGGCAGAGAUUGCCUCUUCUGGUAGUGCUAUCCAUGUUGAGUGCUUAGGGGCCACUAGAGAUGAAUCCUCAUCUGAGACCAAUGACUCUAUUUUUAUAUUGGAUAAUAAUGGCCUACCUGCUCAAUUGCAAAGAACUAACCGGUCUGAUAUAAGGGGAGAGCUUUCCAUUGAUGUUUCCGGCCAAGCUCAGGAGAAUUUGAGCCGAACAAGUAGAGUUAUUGCUACAACCCAUGCUGAUAAUGAAAGUGGCUUAUUAUUAUUAGUUUCCAAGGCUGACAGUUCCUGCAGAGCUUUCUCCAUUGCCCCAGUUGAAACCAUCAGAACAGAAAGAUGUUCUGAUGUUGAUGGGGAAUCUCUACAGGAAGAGUUAGUUGAGAGAAAAUGUGAUAAUGAUUCACAUUUACUGGCAAAUGAAGAUACUGAUGUGCCUGCUGAAGUCAGCACUAAUUUAGAGGAGAUCCACCCUCUAGAUGAGGAAGUAACUCCAGCAGUUUCUGAAAAGCACAAAGAGAACAUUGUGUCUGAGUCUCGUGAUCGUGAGGUUCCUUCUAGAGAUAGAGAUAAUAGCUCUGAAAAUGAUUCUGCAGAGGUAUUGCUAGAGAAGCUAGUACACGAGGAGAUCGGGACUAGUAUGAUAAUCAAAGAAAAGAAAUCCCUUCCUUUAUUAAGCCCUAUUCAGUUAGCUGAAGAACUUGAAAAGAAGCAGACAUUUGCUGGAAUGCAUUGGGAGGUGGGUGCUGUGGCCCAACCUAUGAGGCUUGAGGGCGUUCAUAGGGAUUAUACUCCCUCAAGUUACUUUGACGUUAGUGCAGAAAACACUCUUACUCAAAACUUUUCUUCAUCUAAGUUCAGACAAGAUCAUGGUUCCCCACAGGUUCUGACAGUUCACAUGAGCUACAUAGCUGUGGGAAUGUCAAAAGGACUGGUUCUCAUUGUGCCCAGCAGAUAUACACCUUAUCAUGCCGACACAAUGGAUUCAAAGAUGUUGAUGCUGCGUUCACAUGGAGAGAGGACUCAUAUUCCUGUAACUUCUUUGUGCUUCAAUCAUCAAGGGGACUUGCUCUUUGCAGGAUAUGGUGAUGGACAAUAUACAGUUUGGGAUGUGCAAAGGGCAUCUGCUGUUAAAGCUGUGAUUGAACAUAAAGCUCCAGUAGUUCACCUUUUUAUCUUGGGUCAGGAUUCUCGCCAGUUUAAUGUGGUCAGUGGUGAUAGUAAGGGUAUAGUCAAAUUGAUUCGUUUUUCCAUAGUGCCCUGGAUCAAUAGGAUUUCACAUUCUAAAUCAACGAAGCUGCUAGAUGAAACUACAAGCACUGUAGUCUGUGCUUCUCCAUUACUCUCUGGGAACAUUCUGGCAAAUGCUCCAACGCCUUCUCUAGACAAUACUACUGUUUCCAGUGUUGGUAGUGUGAUGGGAGGCAUGGUUGGUGGAGAUACUGGGUGGAAACUCUUCGAUGGAACUUCUCAGGGUGAUGAAGGUGUGGUCGUAUUUGCCACUCAUCAAUCUGCUCUAGUGGCUAAAGUGAGUCCUGAUAUAGAGGUUUAUGCUCAACUUCCCAGGCCAGAUGGUGUUAGGGAGGGUUCCAUGCCCUAUGCUGCUUGGAAAUGUAUGCCAGAAAUCAAUACUUCUUCAAAUGAAAAUGUGCCUGUGGAAUCAUCACAAAAAGUUUCACUGCUUGCAAUUGCGUGGGAUCGGAAAAUUCAAGUUGCCAAGUUAAUAAAAUCAGACCUCAAAGUUUUUUGGGAAUGGACUCUCGAUAGUUCAGCAAUUGGUGUGGCAUGGUUGGACGAUCAGAUGCUGGUAAUUCUUACAACAACAGGUAAGCUCUGUUUGUUUAAAAAAGAUGGAAAUGUGAUCCACAAGGCAAAUAUCUUCACUGAUGGGCUUCAAGGAGAUGAUCUGAUUUCAUACCAUUCAUAUAUUAGUAAUGCCAAUGGAAACCAUGAUAAAGCUCAUCACAAUUGUAUAGCUGUUAGGGGGGCCAGUGUAUACAUUCUAGGAACUACACAGCUUGUUGUCUCCCGCCUCCUCCCUUGGAAGGAGCGGAUAGAAGUUAUGAGAAAAGCAGGUGAUUGGAUGGGUGCAAUGAGCAUAGGAAUGGCACUUUAUGAUGGUCAAGCUCUUGGUGUAAUUGACCUCCCUAGAAAUUUAAGUGAUGUUCAGAAGACUGUUAUGCCAUAUCUUGUUGAAUUACUAUUAUCAUACGUGGAAGAGGUAUUCUCAUACAUGUCGGUAGCAUUGAACAACCAAAAUGGGAAGCUGUGCCAAUCAGAUAAGUCAAAUGGUAGAGACCAUCAAAUGCAACCUGAAAUUAAGGAGCAGUAUGCACGGGUUGGUGGUGUUGCUGUUGAGUUCUGUCUCCAUAUCAAGAGAACUGAUGUACUAUUUGAUGAAAUUUGGAAAAGAUUUGAUAAUGAAAAACAGCAAGACACAUUCCUGGAGCUUUUAGAGCCAUACAUAUUAAAAGAUAUGCUCGGUUCCCUGCCACCAGAGAUCAUGCAAGUGCUAGUGCAACAUUAUAGCAAUAAAGGUUGGCUGGAACGAGUUGAACAGUGUGUUCUCCACAUGGAUAUCUUAUCCUUAGAUUUCAAUCAGGUUGUUCGCAUAUGCAGGGAGCACAUGUUGUAUGGAGCACUGAUAUACAUGUUCAACAAAGGUCUUGGUGAUUUUAAGGCACCCCUGGAGGAGCUAUUUUCAGUUAUAAGAAAUAGCAAAGGAGACACUUCUGUGUCAUUUGGGUACAAGGUGCUUGUGUACCUGAAAUACUGUUUCCAGGGUCUUGCUUAUCCUCCUGGCCAUGGUACUCUCGCUAGAGAAAUUCUUCCAUCUAUUAGGGAAGAACUUGUGCAAUUUCUAUUGGAAGAGUCUUCCACAUCAUGUUCAAUAACAAAUGCAAGCUUUCCAAUCAACGGGCCACACCCCAACCUGCUUUAUCUAUUACAAUUGGACAUUGAAGCUACAUUAGAUAUAUUGCAAUUGGCAUUUGUUGAAGAAGAUCCACAAAUGAACCAUAUUUCUGGUGAUUCAACAAAUUCAUACACCACACUAGCUGAAGCAGAUGUUUUUUCUCAAGGCCAAAACUUGCUCCAAGAACUAGUAAAUGUUUUAGCUGCAUUGCUUGAUGCAUUUUCUUUGCAAAGUGGCUACUCUUGUAGCAAUAGUGAUGGUAGACCCAUCAGUAUCUGGCCUUCAAAAAGAGAGGCAGACCAUAUUUUGGACUUCAUUGCUUAUUAUGUUUCUUGUAAAAAGGCUAAAAUCUCGAAAGGCACCCUAAGUCAAUUGUUUGAGUAUUUGACUUCUGAGACCGGUUCCUCUAUUAGUGCAUAUGAGAAUAAUGAAGUUUUAAAGAGAAGACAAAAAAAAUUGGUUUCACUCCUUGAAGUAUUGCCGGAGCAUGAAUGGGACGCUCCUUACUUGUUACAUUUAUGCGAGAGGGUUCAGUUUCACCAGGCGUGCGGCUUAAUUCAUUCUACCAGACAUCAGUAUCUUGAUGCGUUGUACAGUUAUAUAAAAUCUGUGGAUGAGCCAAUUCAUGCCUUUUCAUUUAUUCAUAGCAUGCUACAACAACUGAGAAACAAAGAAGCGGAUGCUUUCCAGUAUGCAGUAAUGUCUCGAAUCCCUGAUCUAGUCAAAAUAAGCAGGGAGGAAACUUUCUUUAUUGUCGUUAGCCAUUUCCGUGAGAAGUUCGAAUACAUUUUGUCCAUGCUACACUCUGAUCCAAAAAGUCUCUUCCUUUACUUAAAGACACUCAUUGAGGCUCAAUUAAGUAGAACUCUCCAAUUUUCUUCCAUCGGAAAUCUUAAUGCUUUAGAAUUUGAUUGUCGGAAUAAGGGAAUGCAUCAGUCACAAAAGAUUCAAGCAUAUCUGGAAACCCUGUCUCAAUUUCCAAAAGUAAUGCAAGACUAUCCACUUCACAUGACUGAUGAAAUGACAGAGUUAUAUGUUGAGCUUUUGUGCGAGUAUGAACGCGAUUCAGUUUGCAAAUUCUUGGAGAGUCUUGAAAGCUAUAGGGUGGAACACUGUUUACGUUUGUGCAUAGAACAUGGAAUUAUAGACGCGGCUGCUUUCUUGUUCGAAAGGGUCGGUGAAAUUGGAAAUGCACUCUCCUUCUUACUUUCCACCUUAAAAAAUAAGUUCAUCUUACUUGAUACUGCCAUCCAGAAGGAGCUACAUGGUGCCGAGGUUGAGCACUUUUAUAACAUUUUAGAGUCUAAAGAGGUCAAUGACAUAGUUGAAGUGGUGCACAGCUGUAUUUUGCUGUGCCAGCGAAAUAGUCACAGGCUUGAUCCUAUCGAGUCUGAAUGCCUUUGGUUUCAGUUGCUUGAUUCGUUCUGUGAACCUUUAGUGGAUUCAUUAAGCGAUACUGUGAUACAUGGGGCCAAGAGUGCUGGAGUUCCAGUCAAUUCAAUGAGAGAUCUAAACGAUGAGGGGGCUUACAGAAUCGAGUGCAAAGUCUCAAAGUCUUGUCAGAAUGCAGUGCUGAGGAGAUUGUUCUCCUUCUUCAUUAAAGAGAUUGUUGAGGGAAUGAUAGGGUAUGUUCGCUUGCCGACCAUAAUGUCAAAGUUGCUUUCCAAAAAUGCUAGCCAGGAAUUUGGAGAUUUUAAAAUCACCAUAUUGGGGAUGCUUGGAACCUAUGAUUUUGAAAGAAGAAUUUUGGAUACUGCAAAAUCCUUGAUUGAGGAUGAUACAUACUAUACCAUGAGCUUACUCAAGAGGGGGGCAUCUCAUGGUUAUGCCCCUCGCAGCCUUACGUGCUGUGUAUGCAAUUUUCUUCUGUCCAGAAGUUCUUCUAGUGUUCAAAUAUUCAGCUGUGGUCAUGCAAUACAUCUGCAUUGUGAACUUCUUGACAGGGGUGAACCCUUGAAAGGUUCACAGGUUGAAUGUACAGUUUGUAUGCCUAGAAAGAAUUUCCAUAGGCCAAGAAGUAAACCCAUGACGGAGAAUGGAUUAGUGAGCGAGACUUUAACAUCUCAGCAAGGACAUGGUACAAAUGCAUUAUACCCAUACGAUCACGAUUUUAUUGACAUCUCCUUGGGUCUCCAUCCUGUUUCAAGGUUUGAGCUAUUGAGUAAUCUUCAGACACAGCCGAGGUUGAAACAUAUAGAACAAAUACCCAAAUUGAGGCUAGCACCACCUGCUCUUUACCACGAAAAGGUAACCAAGAGGAUAGAAUUCCCAAUGGGAGAAAGCUCAUCAAAAGUGGAAAAACCAAACAAGAUGUUGAGGGACAAAAAAUUGAAGGGGUCGGCUUUAAGGUUCCCCUUGAAAACAAAUAUGUUUGGUAAAGAAAAGAGAAGCGUUAACUGACAGAAUGCUGGACAGCACGUCAGCACAGACUACGUAAUAUUUCUCGACAGCAGCACGUCCAAGUAUUUCCAUAGGGUUUUCAAGUUUCUUUUUUUGAUAACAAACUAGACUUUCAUUGACAGGUUUUUAGUUGGAAUUAAAUUUCUAUGGGCCACUUUAUUUAUAAGUAAUUUUAUUAAAUAUUACUACCUCUGGGCUCUGUCCCUCUAUGUUAAGUAAUUUUAUUAAAUAUUACUACCUCUGGUCUUUUCCUUGAAUAUUACCAAAUAGGAGGGGAGGGGGGGGGGGGACAUCAAUGGCGCAUGGUGAGGUAGUUGGUGGUGCGAUGCCAAUUGCAGAGACGUAAAAGGAUAAAGAGAGUAACAUUGAAUCUCACUUUUAAAAACCAACUUGUUGAGGCUUAUUCUUUCAACUUCAAAGGCCAACACCUUCCUUUGAGUUUCGUAUGGUGUGUUUAUUGGAUUGAAUAUAGUGAAUGACGCAAGCAAUAAAUGGGCAAGCAAACUUGAUAAUAAUGAACGAUUACAUCGCAUCCUAUUAUCAAUUGAGGCCGAUCGUCUAUCUAAGCUGAGAAGGCAACGAGAUGAUUGCUAUAGCUAGUGAGUACGAGUUGACAACCCCUAACUAUGAAGCUAGGGUUUGUUAUCUGCACCUUCGUACGGGUGAAGUCAACGGAAGGAAGACGUGGUUUAUGCUUCCUUAUUUCUUUCAAAACUAUGAACACUCUCAUGGAUAUUUGAAUGACUAAACUAUUUUGGGCCUGCGAGCCCAUGUUUUGGACGGAUGUGGCCCAUGACUUACCAUUGUUAUUCAUUGGUUUAAAUGUGAUGUUGUCAUGUAUGUUUACUUACUUAAUA
Molecule: messenger RNA, 6718 nt
Organism: Cuscuta epithymum
Lineage: Eukaryota; Viridiplantae; Streptophyta; Magnoliopsida; Solanales; Convolvulaceae
Source: the annotation of a GenBank genome assembly